Dentiscutata erythropus is the source of this 520-nucleotide messenger RNA. Lineage: Eukaryota; Fungi; Glomeromycota; Glomeromycetes; Diversisporales; Gigasporaceae. The record is from the annotation of a GenBank genome assembly.
CAAAAAUUUUAAGUCAAUCAAAGCUUAAAAAUUUUGGAUUUUGCUUUAGUAAUGAUCAGUUUAAGACUGCUGUUCAAAAGGCCAAUCAAUCUUUAUUUUUAUUAACUAAUUAUCAAAGAUUAUUAAUUACAAAACACAAACAAAAUUUUGAAAUAAAUGAAGUGUAUUUUUUAGAAAAAUCAAAACAUGAUAUAUAUUUUGAAUUAAAAUCACAAUAUCCAGAUAUAAAACUUAGCCUUAGUUUAUUUUACAAAUUAUGUUUGAAAAAUUUUAAAAAAGCUCAAAAAAAAACUGAUAUGUGUCAAGUAUAUAUUAAAGGACAACAAGCCGAAAAAAAAUUACAACAACUUACAUCUAUAAUAUCAACAACUAAUCCUAUUAUUCUUGAAAAUUUAAAAGAAAUGCAAUUAAUUGAACAUAUAACAUCUUCAUCCUGUAUAAUUGUAAUGGAUUUCAAGGAAAAUAUUAGAAUUGGUGGUGGUUCAGUCAAAACUAAAAAUAAUUUUUUUGAAAAACUCAA